Penaeus monodon (black tiger shrimp) is the source of this 6049-nucleotide messenger RNA. RefSeq names its product teneurin-a-like. NCBI's taxonomy places the organism in Eukaryota, Metazoa, Arthropoda, Malacostraca, Decapoda, Penaeidae. The transcript is spliced from 17 exons. The coding region runs from base 171 to 4505 and encodes 1444 amino acids. The record is from RefSeq and is a predicted model, not a curated record. Gene Ontology annotation, biological process: motor neuron axon guidance.
CUCUCUGCCGUUUUUACUUAUUUAGUUGUUUACUUAUUCAAAAUGUUUUCCUCACUUACACGAACCGCGCCCCUCCCGCAGGCGAUGAGCGCCACUGCGGCGACCGCGGCCCCGCCCACAAGGCCCGGCUCGCGCACCCGAAGGGCCUCGCCAUCGCCGCCGACCGCACCAUGUACAUCGCCGACGGCACCAACAUCCGCAUGGUGGACCCCAAGGGCAUCAUCCAGACGCUGAUCGGGCACCACGGCCACAAGACGCGCUGGCGGCCGCUGCCCUGCACGGGGGCGCUGCCGGCGAGCCAGGUGGAGCUGCAGUGGCCCACGUCGCUGGCCCUCUCGCCGCUCGACGGCUCGCUCCACAUCCUGGACGACCACGUGGUGCUGCAGGUGACCAGCGACGGCUCCGUGCGCGCCAAGGUGGGCUCGCCGCUGCACUGCCCGGCCGCCAGGGACAAGCCGGCCGUCGGAACCAUCACCGGCAUGUCCUUCGCGCCCUCCGGCUCCCUCUUCCUGACGGAGGAGGACGCCCACAAGCAGCACUCCGUCCUCGAAGUCACCCCGGCCAAUAAGAUCAAGCACUUCGCGGGCGCCAAGCCGGACUGCGGGUGCUCCGAGGAAAGCGAUUGCUCCUGCCCGGCUGAUAAGAUCCCCCUCUCCACCACCAUCGUCCUCGGCCCUCUCUCCGCCAUCACGGUCUCUCCUGACGGGGUCAUUCACGUGGCAGACCAGCAGGCCCUUAGGAUCCUCAGCUUCGUGCAUUACCUGCCGCCUGACGACCAGAAUGGGGAUUAUCAGGUCGCUUACCCACGGACCAACGAACUGUACGUGUUCAAUCGGCACGGACACCACGUGGAGACCCGAGACCUGGUGACUGGAAGGACGCUGUACUCUUUCCUCUACUCGAAAAACACCUCCUUCGGGCGGCUCUCGAAGGUCACGGAUUCGUCGGGUAACAAGGUCAUGUUCCUGAGAGAUUAUACGUCCGCCGUCAGCCAGAUCGAGAACACCAUGGGCGAGAAGUUCGCCUUCCGCAUCAGCCGCCUGGGCCUCAUGACCAGGUUCUCCGAGCGCCCGGGAAGGUUCUACGAGUUCACCUACGACGAGGACACGGGUCUCCUGGUCGCCUCCUCUUCGCCAGGUCGUCUUACGUAUGUCUAUGAAUAUGACGAAACCGGGCGUCUGGUUACCGUCGUGGCGCCCACGGGUACGCGUGUGGGCGUAGACUCGUGGAUGGGCGGCGAGGACACCCAGCGCAGCCUCAGCGUGGGCGUGGGAGGCAGUCAGGGAGAAAAGAACGCGCACAUUCUCACCCUUACUGGCAACGCCCGCGCUGUCUUCACCCAGAGAUCGGUUCGCUCGGAGCUCCAAGUGUGGUCGAACGGAACCUGGCGCCAAGACCUACCGUGGGGCGGCUAUGCCCACGCCCUUGCCACCGCCUACUCGCCGCUCCUGGAGGUGUCGCUGCCCACCCAAGCACGCCUCCUGCCGGCUGUCCAUCGCUACGAGGUCGCCGUUACGCCCGGCCCGCCCAACGCCCUCACCACCAGCUACGGCGUGGGGGAUCGGCGCCGGCAGGAGCGGCUGGUCGAGACCGUGCUGCUGGUCAACGGGUCACGUGUCCUCCGACGGGCAUGGGAUGGCGCGAGUCGUACCGAGUCGUUGACAGAUGGUUCGAGUCAGCCGCUUUUGAAACUUACCUACGACCACAACGGGCACCCGACCUCCAUUGCCUUGGGGGACCACCUGUCUUCCCUCAAUGUCACCUACGAUAGGUUCGGCCGCGUGGAGGCGCGCCAGUGGGACGACUCCAGCGAGACCUACGAAUACGACGCCCACGGACUCCUCUCCAGCGUGGCCGGAAGCGGCGCCCGCGCGCCCUUCACGACCAGCUACACCUUCGGGGAGAUCAGACUGCCCGUGACGAUCACGCUGCCUUCGGGACGCACGUGGGACCUCCACUACGACGAGCGGGGAGGCCUCAAGUUCGUGACCACGCCCACGGGGUCCGCCCACUUCUUCUCCAUGCAGCCGUCCUUCGGGUACUUCAUCUUCACGUACACGCCGCCCGGCUCCACGCACUCGUACCGCCAGUACCUGGACCACGCCGGCCGCCUGCUGCUGACCACGUUCCCCGCCGGCGCCGCCAAGGUGCUCUACACAUACACGGAGGCGGGGCAGCUGAAGGAGAUCGUGUCGGGCGACGGCAAGACGCAGUUCGCCUACGGCAGCGACGGCCUCAUGUCGGAGACGACACACGAGGAAGCUUUUUUAGAGUACAAGAUGGACAUGCUGUACACGGGGCGCCUCCUGCAGGAGCACCGCAUCGACUACGGCGCCAGAACCGGACUGAGCAACGUUAAGUUCACGUACGAGUACGACUCCAACUUCCGCGUGACGAGCUUCGCCGGGCGCAUCGGCGGCCAGAACCUGGCGCCGUUCGCCUUCGCGUACAGCGCGGCCACGGGCGGCCCCUCGCAGAUCGGCCACUUCUCGGUGGCGCGGCCGCGGCUCAACGAGACCGCCAUCCAGGACGGCACCGCCAUCUUCUCGCGGCAGCUGAACGCGCACCUGCAGGUGGCCGAGUCGUCGGUGACCAUCCACAACAUGCAGGUGUUCAAGCUGCAGAUCCUGUACAACUCGGACGGCAAGAUCAAGCAGACCAACACGUACACGCGCAACUUCCACACGAAGCCCUACACCAACACCAAGAACUACACGUACGACGCGGACGGCCAGCUGACCAGCGUGGAGGCCAAGGAGCCCUGGAGCUUCACCUACGACGCCAACGGCAACAUGCUGUCCCUCACCUACUCCACCAACACGAUCCCCAUGAAGUACGACUCGCAGGACCGCAUCGUCAAGUUCGGCGAGGGCGUCUACCGCUACGACUCCCGCGGCGCCAUCGUCCAGAACGCCCGCGAGGUGACCUACCAGUACAACGCCCGCGGACUCCUCGUGCGAGCCGCUAAGUCCGGCCGCUUCAAUAUCAGGUACAUGUACGACCACGAGAACCGCCUGGUGGCCCGCAAGGACAACUUCGGCAACGUGACCCAGUUCCUGUACACGGACCAGCGGCACCCGGACCAGGUCACGCACAUCUACAGCCCCCGCGACGGGAACCUCAUCAGCCUGGUCUACGACGACCGAGGCCACAUCAUAUUCGCGCAGGUCUACCGAAACAAGUACUACAUCGCCACGGACGAGUGCGGAACCCCCGUGAUGGUGUUCAACCAGUAUGGCGAAGUCGUCCGUGAGAUGAUGCGCUCCCCGUACGGACACAUCAUGUACGACUCCAACCCUUACCUGUACUUACCUGUGGAUUACUGCGGCGGAUUACUCGAGACCCGAACCGAGCUCGUCCACAUGCCCCGAGGAAGGAUUUACGACCCUCUCAUUGGCCAAUGGCUCUCACCGGCUUGGGAAGACGUGCCAGGCAGCGUGCUCUCUCCGGCUCGCCUCACGCUCUACCGCUUCAACGGGAACGACCCCAUCAACGUGCAUCUGAGGCACUGGAAGAACUACGACCACAAGGCUUGGCUCUCUCGUCUUGGCUACAACCUGGAGAGUCUGGCUCCUCAGCUGGCGUGGGCUUACACACCUAAUCCCCCGUCACUGUGGGAAGCUUUUACCCACACCCCAGCCACCCCCACACGUGCGGCUGUGUCCCCCUUCUCAGAACAGGUUCAGGGUGUCCGGUGCGUGAGUGGCCUCGUGCUGACGCUGCAGGAGGCGGCGAGGACCACGGCGCGCCUCUCGACCCUCACCCCAACACGUCUCAGACACGAUUUCUGGCCGCAGACUCACAAGAUCGAGAUUGCGAGCGUCCCCGGUCCCUUCGGCGUCGGCCUCCUGGUCUCUUCGGUCGACGGGCGGGCGAUGGUCACGGCCACGGACCUGGCCAACCCGAUCUUCAGGGACGUUCUCACCUCCGUCUUCAAUAAUUCCUUGUUGCUGGACAUCACCCUCACGACCCACAACACUCAUGUGUUCUACUUCGUUAAGGAAAACUUCUGGAAGGCUUCGGAGGAUAUGACGCAGCUGAACCGACUCGGGGGCGAAGUGAACAUCACGGUGCACGAGCCCUCAGCCUCCGCCCCCCUCCAGGCUGACGAGGAGAAGAACGACAACUUCGUGGACGUGAAGUUGCACAGCGCGUGGGCCGUCGUGCACAUCCGCUACGGCACCACAGUCGUCCAGGAGAAGAAGAGGUUGCUCAAGCACGCCAAGAAGGUGGCGAUCCGGCGCGCGUGGUCGGAGGAGCGCGAGCGGCUGUCGUCCGGCCUCCCCGGCUCCGUCGAGUGGUCGUCGAGCGAGACCGAGGAGCUCCUCUCCCGCGGCUCCGUCAGCAGCUACACCGCCAAAUACCUGUACCCGCCCGAGGAGUAUCCGGCCCUGCUUGACGACCCCACGAACGUCCGCUUCUUCAGGAACACGAAGCGGACCAGACGGAACUCGAAGACGCGCCGCUCCCACCGCUGCCGCAAGUGGUGGCGCGGGCUGUGCUAGACCACGUGGAGCUCUCCCUCCGCGCCCCUCCCCUUCCCCCUGCUCCCUCCUCCCCUCGCCGCGAUGGGCGCCGCGCGGGGGCGAGCGAGAGAAAGAGAGGGAGAGAGACGGAGGGAGAGAAGGGAGAGAAAGAGAGAGGAGGAGCACGUGCCACGCGAACUUUACCGCUCAUUUCGUCCUAGUUUUUCGACUCUUAAAGGGUGUUGGAAAGAGGAAGAGGAAGGUCCUCGACAGGCGGCUCCUGGCGACGCUGUGGUGGCCGGCGAUGGAUUUUUUAAAAGGAGAUUUUGCCUGGAUUAUAUUUCUUCUUAAUUUUCUCUUCGGCCUAAGAGAUUGAAAGAAAUGCAUUUGAAACUUUUUUGUCAGUAUAUUAAAGCGAUCUCUCUUUUCUCUUAGCUUGAUGGACUCUUUCGACUAGAGCUCUCCAGGUGUGUUUGUGUAAUUGACAUGUUGUGUGAUCAUUUGUAAAUAUUAAACGAGGAAGUUUUUUGCGUCGGAGAAUCGAGUCCCAUGGCCGAAUGGAAUACGGCAGAGUCUAACAUUCCGUGUAUUGAAGUGGCAUUAUUUUACGGCAUUUGAUGAUAAACCUUAAUGGCAUUCUGAGGGCAUAGGGCACUUUGUAACAAGUAGCCCGUGCAAUGCGCACCUUUCUGGCACUGCGAGACUGUACUUUGCACAAGGAACGGACAAUGAAAAUGUCGCUUUGCUUGAGUGGAAGCAGAAGGUCAGAACAACGAAAUGCUAUUUAAGAGAAAAAAAGGAUGAAUACAUAUAUAGAUAAAUGAAUAAAGUGUAAGAAGAUAUUUAUAUGUGAUAUUCACGAGUCCGUGUGAUAGAGUUACCGCCACUUUGAUUAUUUAAUGUCUGCAUUUACAAGUGAUCGUCGUGUUUGUGUACAUGAUAAGCACAUGUACAAAGUGCGUGCAGUACAUCAGGAAAGGACCAGUUUAUGACGUCUCUGGACCGGGAAGGUACCAGUGCUACAUGUAGUGCACGUGCAGUGAUUGCAAAUUAUCUACACUACAGUGGUUUGUAAGUGGUUUGUAAGUGCGUUGGCACUGGAAGUGCCACAAGGGGUCAGUCAGUGUUGGUGCAUUACUUCCGGCCUGUGUGCCGGCUCUUGGUUUGCUAGAUAUCGCACAGUCAACUUUAAAGAAAAAAAAGGACAUGCGGUAUAUCCAUGUUGCAUUUCACGCACUGAGUGUUGCAAGAUUUGCUAAACGAAUUACUAGUAUUUAGGAGAGUGAUUCCAGUGCACAUCCUCGCCUGACGAAGGCAGGUUGGUCCCCUGUCAACCCUCACCGUAGAGAAGGAGAUCUCAAAGAGCUUUUCACAGUAGUACUUAUGUACAUACAUAAAUGUACGUACAUAUAUACACACGAGCAGAUACAUACAUACACAUAAACUUAUAUGUAUACAUGUAUACGUACAUAUAUACAUACACACAUAUGUACAUACAUAACAUGCAUUUUAAAAUGCAUAUGAAUGCAGGUAAAUGAGCAUGCGUUAACGCGCGUUAAAACACACACACACACACACACACA